This is a messenger RNA of Stegastes partitus (bicolor damselfish), 2940 nucleotides long. RefSeq names its product Kruppel like factor 5 like (gene klf5l). Gene Ontology annotation, molecular function: RNA polymerase II cis-regulatory region sequence-specific DNA binding; DNA-binding transcription factor activity, RNA polymerase II-specific. The coding region runs from base 159 to 1490 and encodes 443 amino acids. The record is from RefSeq and is a predicted model, not a curated record. Gene Ontology annotation, biological process: regulation of transcription by RNA polymerase II. Lineage: Eukaryota; Metazoa; Chordata; Actinopteri; Pomacentridae. The transcript is spliced from 4 exons.
CUACCUGAGAGCCAGAAGAAAAGGCAGGUCUGUGGAUUUUACGCCGUAGCUUCCAGCUCCGACCGGACGCAGCUUCACGUCCAGAACCCUUUAUGUGCUUUUAACACAAGUUUCCCCAAGAAGAUAAACUAAAAAAAAAAAAACUAAAUAGUUUGUGAAUGGCAGCGAGUGUAGGACUGGCUAUGAAUCCGCCGCACACGACAGAAGAAAGGGCGGUUUUCACGCAGCUGAAGCCGGUGAGGAUGUCGGGGGCGGACGGCGCUGAGGACGCGGCCGUGUUCGAGGACGUCAAGCCCGGGACUCGACUAGAACUGGACAAAUACCUCCCCCAGGUCAACGCUUCCCUCCUAACCCCCUCGACCGACGCCACUGACAAGAAGUACAGACGGGAGAGCGCCUCGGUGGUGGACGAGUACUUCUCAGAGGACAAGCCUUCCACCCCGUACAGCCUCAACAUCAACCUCAUCCUCCCCAGCACCACUCACCUCCGCACAGGCCUCUACCGGCCCAACACCAAGACCCUGACGCCGCAGCAGAUCAAGACAGAGCCGGGCCUGGAGGUGCCCUGCUCCCUGCCCACCUCCACCCAGGCCCUGCCGGACUUCACCUCCGUCUUCAACGUGCCGCCUGUGGUCAACAACGUUUUCAUAAAGCCGGACAUGAGCGCUGGAGGAGUGGUGAGCGUCGCCACCGGGUCUCAGCAGCAGCAGCAGCAGCAGCAGCAGCACCCUUCAAGUUUGGACACAGAGCUUCACAUCGGACCUCCAGCUCCCCAACCGCAGGUCUACCACAUGCCCAUCACCAGCUGCGCCGACCUCACCAUGACGCUGUCGCACAGCAGCCCGUCGGCGCACGGCUCCGCCGGCGGCAGGACCAUGCUGAACCUCGGCAGCGCCUCGUUGCCGACCAGCAACGGCAGCUACAUGAUGGCGGAGCACCAGCUGCAGCAGCACCACGGUUACUACCAGGCGUCUCCGAACAACGUUCCCCAGCACACGGCGCCCCACAGCCUACCGCCGUCGCCCCCCAACUCCCAGCCGGGGAGCCCAGACGGCCAGGCGGAGCUGCUGAGCUUAGCGCCGCAGCCUCCGCCUCCGUACCAGCAGCGUCUGGGAGGCAUAAAGGUGACGGGGUUGUCUCCUCACGCCAUGCUGAUGACACACGGCCAGGGCAUCCUGACGGGUCCAAAAUACAACCGGAGGAACAACCCGGAGCUGGAGAAGAGGAGGAUCCACUUCUGUGACUACCCCGGCUGCACCAAAGUUUACACAAAGAGCUCUCAUCUGAAAGCACACCAAAGGACACACACGGGGGAGAAACCGUACCGCUGCACAUGGGAAAACUGCGACUGGCGUUUCGCCCGAUCGGACGAGCUCACCCGACACUACCGGAAGCACACCGGCGCCAAACCCUUCAAGUGCGUCGCCUGCAGCCGCUGCUUCUCGCGCUCGGACCACCUGGCCCUGCACAUGAAGCGCCACCAGAACUAACGCGAGCCUCCACGUGCGAACACACACGAUAACACUCCAGCAGAGCAUCGUCCACACACAGCAGCAGCCGCCAGAACAUCACAGCUUUCAAAGGAUAAGCAGACGCAAAAAUCAUCCCCGGCGUUUAUUCUGGUGCUGAUGAAGCGAGCAGCGAGUGGCGUCAGAGGGGAUCAUUUUAGUCGGGGGAAAUAAAUCGAACACAGACAGUGGUGUGUGUGCUGGUGGGAAGCCGGUGAGGGAUCACGUGCUUGUCGGUCAGUGUUCAGGAAGUGGGAUGUUUUGGUGGCAAAAUUUAAGAGAUCGUGGUGCAGAGAAGCUAAAGUUUGUCAAUAAUCUGUACAUUAGAAAUGUCUGGACAUCCGUUUAGUUUCACUCACACUAACCGAACAGAACAAAACUUUUAGAGCCACUCAGAGUUCUCCUUACUGAGAUAAAACCUGCUAUCAGUCAACGCCGUGUUUGCUGAGGUUUUAACAUCACAGCUAAUGAUCUACUAAAAAAAAAAAAACACUCCGAGAUGAUUUUGGCGUCUGCUGAAGUGUCUUGAUUUAAAACCCACACGUUCACACACACGCUCACUGCAGACAUCGCAGUCACCAGAACUGUUCUGUUCAGACUCCUACGAUGGAUUUGGGACUCCUUCCGAUUGAAUCCUGGGAAGAAAAAAAAAAACAACAACAAAACAAUUUCUUUUCCUACAAAUCUGCUGCCGGCUUCACCUCCGUCAUCUUUUAUCAUUCUGAGGCAUGAACUUUAAAACGGAGGCGGAGACACCUUCCCCUCCCCCUCCGUCCUGUAAAUACCUGUUAAUACGUGUGCGUAUGUGUGUUCGAGAAUUCAACGAAUGUAUUGAAAUUUAUACUUGACAGCUUUUUUUUUUUUUUUCUCGUUUGUUUUCAUUGAAUGUUAAUAUGAGUAAUAUUCCAUGUUGAAACUUCUCCCCCAGAAAAAAAAAAAGGACUAAAAACACAAUCAACAGACGCAAUCAGACGCCUCUCCAUGGAAAAGUUAAUCAUCACCCAGUUCUGCCUGUUUCAGCGCAGGUAAUACCUGUCGAGCUCGGAGCCACUUGCCAAUGUUUGUAUCCAUGACAUUACCGGUUGCCACGGCGACCAAGCCCCUUUGACAGCAGCUCGGGUUUUUUUUUUUCGUGCUCGGUUUCUAUUCAGCGCCGUUUCUUUAUUAAUCUCCUUUUUAUUUGUUCAACACUUCGGCUCAAGAAGCACAGAGAUGGGUGGGUAGCGCUGUUAUGUAAUGCGUCCGAUCGGUUUAAUGCUGAAUUACAGUCCUGGUAGCUGGAUGAGCGGCGGGUUAACGUUCACGCGAUUGCACGACAUAAAAAAUCAGUCGCAGCUUCUGCAUUUUUUAUAUAUUUUUUUAAAUUCUGUAAUGCAGCAGUUCACAGUUUUGUACACUUGCCCACAACUGGCAUUACAAGAAGGGUAAAAAA